This is a messenger RNA of Vespula pensylvanica (western yellowjacket), 2972 nucleotides long. RefSeq names its product prolyl 3-hydroxylase OGFOD1 (gene sud1). Gene Ontology annotation, biological process: peptidyl-proline hydroxylation; regulation of translational termination. Bases 151 to 2706 code for a protein of 851 amino acids. The record is from RefSeq and is a predicted model, not a curated record. Gene Ontology annotation, molecular function: L-ascorbic acid binding; iron ion binding; peptidyl-proline dioxygenase activity. Gene Ontology annotation, cellular component: cytoplasm. The transcript is spliced from 3 exons. Lineage: Eukaryota; Metazoa; Arthropoda; Insecta; Hymenoptera; Vespidae.
ACGUAUGCGUGCGAGAUUUGCUUUCCGGUCUCCAGAUUUGGCCUUUGGCUUAAUCUUCUCUAACGUUCGAUUUCGCGAUAUCGAAGUUGGUCGCGCGCGACGACGUCUCACUUUGUAGAAUUUAGCGGCGAGGGUGUGCCCCGAAUUUCCAUGCGGACCAACGGCAUCCGUCAAACGCGUAACGCUGCCGCCAUCUUGGCACCAAACGCCGCCGACAGCGCUACCAAGCGAUCAAAGAUCGUACUAAAUCGUUGCCGAGAACACGUUGCGGCGCACUUUUCGAAUCUGUCCUUCAGCAAACGUAAACUAAGCAACAGAGAGGAAGUACUGGGUGCCAAGUACUCGACAUACAUCCCUGCCUUCGAUCCGGUUAAUGUUUUCAACUACGACGAUACCCGACGAGUCACACUCGUUAGAAGGAGACUGGGUGAUACGGAAGGACGAAUCUGGUACUCUCUAAAUUUGGAUACUGUUACGCUUUCUAAUAGAGAAGACGCAUGUGAGUUGGACGACCACGUGGACCGAAUGUAUCGAGAAAACAACUCUGCCACAUUCUACACUUUUUACCUAAUCAUGUCGGAAAAAAAUAUAUUGGACGAAGAACCUAUGAAUAAGAGACUGAGGCAUCGCAUUAUUUCGGAUCAUAUUUACAACGAAGAAUUUGAGGACUUAGUUACCAAAAACUGGAGCUGUCAUAACGAGAUUAAGAACGAUAAUCUUGAAGUUAUAUCAACACCUUUUAGGGUUUGUAAAAUAUCAAAUUUUCUUGCUAACGAAGAUUUUAUAAAUGAACUAAAAAAUGAGUUAUUAGAUGUCAAAUAUCGAAGAAAUAUUCUCGACCUGUAUCAGUUUGAACAAUCAGAUGACCUUGAAUUUGUGGAUAAACCAAAUGUACAACUUUUAUACACAGCUUUUCAGAUCGAGAUUGCCAUGUGGAUGGAACGAGUUACAAGAAUUCACCUGAACAACAAAAUCUCAAUGUCGAGUUCGUGUUACUGUAAUACAGAUUACUUGCUUUGCCAUGACGAUAAUAUGGGUGAAAGAAGAAUCGCUUAUAUAUUGUAUCUUUCAAAAAACUGGGUUGCAGAGGACGGGGGAACCUUGGAUCUCUUUGAUACGGAUAAAGAUGGAUUGCCUCAAAACGUAGUACGUUCCUUAGUACCGGAAUAUAAUUCCCUAGUCUUUUUCGAAGUUAUGGAUACCUCUUUUCAUCAAGUGUCAGAGGUGAUUUCCACUGAGAGAACUCGUUGGUCUCUCAACGGUUGGUUCGAAGGUUCGUUAAGACAGAGUAAUAGACUGCCAAGACCUGUGUUAUUUUAUAAAUAUACUGAACCAAUGGAUAUGGAAAUAAAGUUAGAGUCAUGGGUCAGGGGUUGUUAUCUUGAAUCCAAAAUGAUUGACGAUAUCCAGAAGGUGGUUGAAGUAGAAUCUUAUGCAUUUCUUUCCAGUUUUUUCAUAGAAGAUGUAUAUAAUAAGCUUUUAGCGGAGAUUGCCUCUGAAAGUAUUUGUUGGGAAAAAGUUGGUCCUGCUGACGUACGAAACUAUGAGGUAGCAGACGAGAAAACUCUACCGGCAUUGUUGAAGAGCUUUUGUGAUAUAUUUAAGUCUAAAAUUGUAUUUAGACUACUCAGAAGUUAUACGGAAUUAGAUCUUGUGUCUAUGAAACCAGACAUGAAACCAAAAAUGACUAUGGAAUUGCAAAGAUGGUCGCAAGGUAGUUACACAUUGAUUACUGAUAGAUUGAAAAACAAAAAUGAAGAGGAGAAUCAAACGGAGGAGAAAGUGUCUGAUCCAAAAAAUAAAAAUAAAAGAUCACAGGAUGCAAAAGACAUUAAGGAAAAAGAACUAUCAGAAUCUGUCACUAGUACUGAUAGUAAAUAUUCUAUACAAUCUACUAGCGAGAGUAAAAAGUCUAUUAACAGUAAAGAUACUGUAUCUAUGCAAUCAAAUAAUGACAAUAAAUCUUCUAAAAGUAGCAAAGAUUCUACAUCCAAACAAUGUAGUAGUGGCACUAAAUCUUCUAAAAGUAGCAAAGAUUUUAAGUCUAAGCGAUCUGGUAGUAAAAGUAAGAAGAGUGCGAACGGUAAGAAAAAAGAGACAUGUAAAUCGGAAAAUUUGGAAUCUUCUAAGAGUAGCGAAGAUUCUCAAUCUACAAGAUGUAGUUGUAGCAAUAAAAUUACAGGAAAUGCAUGUAGAUAUUGUAACACGCUUUUUAGCGAUAAAGAAUACGAGGACAUUGAAGAAGAAGAAGUGCCAAAGUUAAAGAAGAAAAAGUAUAAGAAAAUUAGACCAAAGAAUGUAGAAUCGCAAACGUCUUCAUCGGGAUUAGAAAAUUCACCUUCUAGUUUUUAUGAUAUACUCGAUAGAAGUGAUUCUGACGAUGUAUCUGACAUUGGUGAUUACCUUUCGGAUCCCUCUGAUUAUGAUAUGGAAUCGCAAAAUGAAACGUUAGAAGAAGAAGAGGAAGAAGAUGAAGAAGGUACUCUGGACGUUAUCGUUCAGUUUCAUACGGCUAAUUUAUCACAAGAGCAAACAAUAGAUUAUGUUCACCCCAAAGAAAAAGAAGGUUCGUUGAUUCAUAUACCUCCGAAAGAUAAUCAUUUGUGUCUCAUCUAUAAAACUUUGAGUGUCAGUCGUGUUCACAAAUAUAUCAACCAAUAUUGUAAAGGUUAUUUCUACAAUUUAGUAUGUACGUACUGCGAGUAGUAUUAUCAUGUUGAACCCGUGCCCAAACUGUUUGGCGGCCAUUGUACUUCGAUGCGUCGUUCAAAUAAUUUCUUUUUUUUUUUUUUUUUUUUUUUAAAUAAAUAAAUAAAUAUAAGGAUUGUACAGUGGAUCAUAUUUGAUCAAUGAGAUCAAAUAAUGCACGAGACGCGAUUAGUUGAUUUAUCGAAAGAAAUAUUUAUCUUGCGAAAGAAUUGUAAUAUAGUAUUCGUAAUAAUAAAAUUAUCAGUAUUUAUGGGCAUACGAUA